Molecule: messenger RNA, 1515 nt
Organism: Lontra canadensis (Northern American river otter)
Lineage: Eukaryota; Metazoa; Chordata; Mammalia; Carnivora; Mustelidae
Gene: MXRA7
Product: matrix remodeling associated 7
Exons: 4
Coding region: 41-586 (181 amino acids)
Source: RefSeq, a predicted model, not a curated record
CGGGGUCCCCGCGGGCGGGCACUCCGGCGGCCGCGGCGCGAUGGAGGCGCCCGCCGAGCUGCUGGCCGCGCUGCCGGUGCUGGCCACGGCGCUGGCGCUGCUGCUCGCCUGGCUGCUGGUGCGGCGCGGGGCGGCCGCGAGCCCAGAGCCCGUGACCCCGGCCAAGGCCCCCGGGACCCCCGCACCGCCCUGCGCCCCAGAGCCGGCGGCCGCGCCGGAGGGCCCGGGGGAGCUCGAGGGGCCGGGGGAGCGAGAGGCGGCGCCGGUGGAGGCGGAGGAGCAGGCCGCCGAGGCCAAGCAGGAGGAAGAGGAACCAGAGCAGGAGGAGGAUGGCCGGGAGAGCCCACCCCAAGCAGGGCCUGAGGAAGAGGAGGGGGGAGAGGUCUUCUCCUUUAAAUACAGCCCUGGGAAGCUGCGGGGAAACCAGUACAAGAAGAUGAUGACCAAAGAGGAGCUGGAGGAGGAGCAGAGAGUGCAAAAGGAGCAGCUGGCAGCCAUCUUCAAGCUCAUGCAGGACAACAAGGAGACAUUCGGGGAGAUGUCCGCUGGCGACGUGCAGGAACAGCUCCGGCUCUAUGACAUGUAGGCAGCCUUCGUCCGGCGAGGUCCAGGCCCUCCCAUGCAGACGUCAGCAGGCUCCUUCCCUCCCCCAGACAUAGCUGUAGAGGUGGAUGGCCCCUGAUGGCGCGUUCCCACAGCUUAGUCCUCCUUUUAUAGGAAGCGGGAUAGCUGUCUUCAGAGUUAGACGCAUUUGCUAAGAGAAUGCUCCCCGCAGUUCCGGAGGCUUCCAGAAAGCCUUCUGAGGCAGAAUGAGGGGGCAGCGUUGUUAGGCUGGACACCCAGACAGCAGGACCUGUUACCCAUCUUCUGCACGGCGCCCCCGAAUCCUUUCCACACCAGGUGCGGGCAGGUGGGGGGGGGGGCUGUGCCCAGGGAUGCGAGCUGCUGCCUGUCCCAGGCUCUGAGCGUGCUUUUAGCAAAAACCCUAACUCAGCACCUCAACACCCACCUUCCAUGCUGAACUGAUCAGUGCCCUCAGAGCUGGGACCCGCGAAGAGCCCCUCCCAUUUAAGCAUGACACUGACUUCCCACUUAAGGAAGGGAGGCUCGUUUGAGUGUUUAUAACACACCCAGCACUGUGCCCCCUGCUAGAGAGAGACAUCAAAGAUGCAACAUGGUGCCCGCCUGUAAGGGAGACGAAGGUCCUCCGGAGAAGACAGCCAUGCGUGCAGGGAAAGGGCCUUUCCACAGACAGCACGCCGGAAAACACCAAAAUGGCCUGAUGGGGACAGUGUCUGGGACAGCUUGGGGGCUCCGUAGGUCCUGGGGUCAGCCAACGUGGGAUGAGGGGAAUACAGCAGUUCCUUCGUGCUGCACAGGCCGUUUCUGUUCCAUUAGCACGAAAGCUCAUAGCAAACGGAAUUAGGGAGGGUCUGGUGAGGAGAGAACCUGCGAAGUUCUUAUAAAUAUUUUGUAUUUGCUGGAAUAAAGCUAAAUCAAUACAGUGAACUCAAA